CCUGCAUCAUGAAAUCGAGUAUGACAAUGAUCAAAUAGGUACUAUACACUUUGCACCUUUUGAAAGCCUCAACAAAAUCAAGUAUAUCCUAACCGCAACACAAGCCGAAUCUCAACCCCCCGCGGAUAAACAGAAAUCCAAAUUUUGUACCUAAAUGCCAGCUAAAAUCUGACCGGCCAGCGCACGGAGGUGAUCAACAAUAGAAUAUCUACAGCAGAAUCCUACCCCACCACCCUACAAUUGAGGAAUAAUCCAGAUUUCUCUCUUUUCAUGAAUCGGAAACUCCGACAUCAACAUAAUGUCUUCUCCAACCCCCAACCCCAAAACAAUCCCCCUCCCAGGCCACUUCCCCAACACCAUCUCCGACGCCCAGCGAGUCUUCAACGUUCUCCAAAUUGGAGGCAUCGCCAUCGUCCCCACAGAAGUCGGCUACGGCCUCCUAGCCUCCUCCGUCGAGGCAAUCGAGCGAUCCUUCGCCGCGAAACAACGCCGUCCAGGACACGCCCACGGUCUGAUUGGAUCGUACGAGCUGCAUCAUGAGCUGCACGUUCUCGAUGCGGAGAGGUUCAACAUGACCCGCGUUCUCAUCCAAGACCUCGAUAUGGGUUUAGGCAUCGUGGCUCCGUACAGACCAGAACACCCUAUUCUGGCGAAAUUCACCCCGAAAACACUAGCCAAUGUGGUUAAGGAUGACACGAUUGCGAUGUUCGUGGGUGGGGGCUCGUUGUUACGGGAGAUUUGUAGGCUGAAUUAUGAGGCUGGGCAGGUUAUGGUGGGGUCUAGUGCGAAUCUAAGUGGGAGGGGGCAGAAGUUCCGAGUGGAGGAUAUUGAGGAGGAGAUUUUGGAGGUUGCGGAUUUGAUUGUGGAUUAUGGGUUGCAGAGGUAUCAUGUUUAUGGGCGGGCGUCGAUUGUGAUGGAUUUUGGGGAGAUGAGGGUGCUGAGGAUGGGGUCAUGUUAUGAGUUGUUUAGGGAGAGGAUGCGUAGGUUUUGGGGGGUGGAGUUGCCGGAGGAUCCGGUUUAUUAG
Aspergillus costaricaensis CBS 115574 is the source of this 1024-nucleotide messenger RNA. RefSeq names its product L-threonylcarbamoyladenylate synthase. The transcript has a single exon. The coding region runs from base 299 to 1024 and encodes 241 amino acids. The record is from RefSeq and is a predicted model, not a curated record. Gene Ontology annotation, biological process: regulation of translational fidelity. Gene Ontology annotation, cellular component: cytoplasm. Gene Ontology annotation, molecular function: nucleotidyltransferase activity; tRNA binding; double-stranded RNA binding. Lineage: Eukaryota; Fungi; Ascomycota; Eurotiomycetes; Eurotiales; Aspergillaceae.